GUUGACCUUUGCCCCGUUUAGACCCCAGGGAACAGACGUGACAGAGCCCGGAUAUGGCAGAAACUUAGAUGUUUUUCUUACGCAUUUGUAGGAAUAAUUGAUCGUUUUAGGUCGAAUCUGACGAUAGGAGUGACGUUUCAAGCCUCCCAUAUUAAUCCAGUUAUGUCCCUGUAGAUUGAUGGACCUGUUGAUUGGCAAGUGAUGUCCAGGUGAUAUGGCCAUGGGCAACACCAUCAGUCACCCGUCAUGCCACAGGCCCCAGAGGAUGCCUGGACUUUAUGUGGAACUGUACCGCACAGACAGCAAGGAGCACAUACUGAAUAGACAGCCCUUGUACUAUGCCUGUGAGGAAGAAUACCUUGUGGAGGAUUUGUGCUUCAGGGCUGCCAGUACCUGUGACAUCACACCUCCGUAUGUGUCCAUGUUCGGCUUGGUGAAGGAGGAUUUAGAAGGAAAAUUAGCCACAUGGUUGAGCCCGUCCGCCAAGGUCUCAGCCAAGAAAGGAGAGAAGGUCGUCCUGGUCUUCAGACUCAGGUUCAAGUUCGCCAACCUUUUUGAGCACAGAAGGCCAACCAGACAUGGCAUCGACCACAACCAGAACUCCACCGUUCUGGAUGAGAACGCCAUGAGCUAUUACUUCCUGCAGGCUAGGGAAGACUUUCUAUCCGGGCGGAUUAAGAUCUUACGGAACAACAAUAAGGAGAAAGCAAUUGAACAGAGCCUGGGACUUGCCGUGCUGGACAUGUUGAGAAUAUCCCUGGAACAGAACGUCCCCGUGGACCAGAUCAAGAAGCAGUACGGCUACAAGGACCUGCUGCCCCCGGAGGUGAAGGACCUGCUGACCAGGUACAACCCCUUCAACAGGAACAGGAUCAAGAGCAAGUUUAACGGCUUCCUGCAGGAGUGGGCGGAGAAGGAGGUGGAGAACGCUAACAGAACUGCUCUCUUCAUGAAGGAGAAGUACCUGAAGCACCUGGAGCAGGUGGAGGGGAGGGACUACGGCUGGGAGACGUUUGAAGGGUACGACGGCAGGAGUAAAGGAACAAGUGUGAAGGAGCUGAUCCGAGUCAGCGGGGACACGGGCAUCAGCUGGUGUAACCCUCCUGAGGGUGACCCUCUCCCUGGCAUGUGGCAGAACUUCUGUGACUUCCAGAACCUGAAUGAUGUGAGCGUUCAGGAGAUCAAGGGCAAUCUCUGGGAGGUCAUCCUCAACAGGCUGCAGGGGGGCGGGCCGAAGGUGCUCCAUUUCAAGGACAGUGAUGUGGUGGUCAGCCUGCUGACACUGAUUGAUGGCUAUCACCGGCUGUUGGUGGAUUCUUAUCACUACUUCUGGAAGGACAUUGCCCCUCCUUCCUUACUUAUCCUGGCCGAAAUCAAAGCCCACGGAUCUAUCAUGAGGCCGUUUGCAGAACAGAAGAUAGAGAAGCAUGGCAGCAAGCCAGGUACUUACGUCCUGCGUGCACACACGGAGAUUUAUGGCAACUUCUUCCUAAACGUCUGCUUCCCUGGAGGAGAAAUAAAGAACUUCCAGGUGGUCUGCCAACAGAGAGAAGGAAGGCUGCAGUAUUCUAUGGAGCCCAACAAGCCUGACGAGUGGUUUGACGGUAUGAAGGAGCUGGUCAGCAACUACGGGAGGAACACUGUGGGACUGCCCUUCAGGUUCGACAGAUGUCUGCCCCCCAAGAGAGACGAAAAGACCAACCUGACCAUCAGAAGGGUGGAAGACGCCCCCCCUCCGCCGUCCCCCCGCCCCCUGCAGCCCGCCAUGCCACGCCAGCUCAUCCAGGAGAACAACCUGAUCCAGGAGGACAACCUGUACUCCGGCAAGUUCACCACCGUCCACAAGGGCCGCAUCAAGCAGGAUGGUAUGUCCCAACCAGUGGUGGCCAUCAAACGACUGAAGGAUGAGAACUGGUUCAAGGUUUUCCACCAAUCAGCCAGCAAGUUGCAGCAGUGGGACGACAAGCACAUUAUCCGGAUGAAGGGUCUGUGUGUGGACCCGCCCAUCAUGGUGCUGGAGUAUGCCAGGUUUGGUGCACUAGGUGACUAUCUGCGUACACACAAGGUCAGUGUGGAACUGCCCUGGUUACUGACUGCUGCACAUCAGCUGGCCAGCGUCAUGUUGUACUUGGAAAGCAAAGGCUUUGGUCAUGGUGGCCUGUGUGCCCAGAAUGUGCUGGUAGCGAAUGAGACGCCGUUUAUCAAACUUGGUGAUCCUGGCAUCGGCUUCAGUGCAGAAAAGAAGAAAAGGUUGUUAUGGCUGGCUCCUGAGGUAGUGUUUGAACACAAGGACACCAGCCCCAGUAGUGACAAGUUCAGCUAUGGCACUACACUGUGGGAGAUCUUCAACUACGGAGCAGAACCACUCUCAGUACUCGCCCCUGAAACUGUUCAACAGCUUUACACGGAAGGCAGCAUGCUGAAGUGUCCUGACAACUGCCCGGAGAGUGUGUACUGGAAAAUGCGCUGGUUUUGGCAGAAGGACCCCCUGCAGAGACCAGAGUACCGUGCCAUGCUCAGGACACUCAACCACCCAGAUGUUACAGACCAGUCAGGCCCUCCUGCCGUGGAGAGACUGGGGCCUGCCCCGACGGACGACACGUGGCCCAUCUUUAACGGCAACAUCGACCUUUUCCCUGAUGAUGAUGACCGAGAUGACAGAAGAAUACAUCAGAUCCCUCAGCAGGACAAUCCCUUUGUCCUGCCGCCUCCAGUUCCGAUGGACCCUCCAGUCCACACCGACCAGAAGUUCUCUCCAGCAGAUCUCAAGUUCCAGAAAGAGCUUGGAUCUGGCUACUUUGGUCGUGUGGAUCUGUAUUCCUACGACCCCUAUGGAAGGGAAUGCAAAGACGACCCCCUGGUCAAGCUGUUUGCUGUGAAAUCAGUGAAGAGAAAUGCAGUAUAUUUUGACAAGAAUCCCGCCAAGCUCGACGAGUACCGCAAGGACUUUCUGGAUGAGCUGAAGUUGCUGAAGACAUUGAGCCACCCCAAUAUCAUCCAAGUGAUCGGCACAAUGCAGGACAGUGAUAAUGAGUUCCCUGCUCUGGUGUUGGAGUAUAUGGAGUAUGGUUCCCUGGAGAUCUUCCUUAGAAAAUGGAAGGCCAACAUCCAACUGGACCGUCAGCUCAGAUAUGCUCUACAGGUGGCACAGGGCAUGGAAUAUCUACAUGGCAAACAUGUACUUCACCGGGACCUGGCAGCACGCAACAUUCUGGUGGCACAUGCCGACAUUGUCAAAAUCAGCGACUUUGGCCUGUCACGGGAACUGACAGAAGGGACCUACUACAGUUCACAGAAGGGCAUCUUCCCCAUCAACUGGUAUGCACCUGAAGCUUUGGACAAGGUGAACAAGUACCAGAAAGCCAGCGAUGUCUGGAGUUAUGGAGUAACAGUCUGGGAGAUCCUGUCUCUUGGCAAGAAGCCAGAAUACUCCAAGAAUGUUGGGGGCGACAACGAAAUUGAGGAGCCAGUGUACGACAAGUUACAGCGGGGAGAGCGGCUGGUGAAGCCAGAACAGUGUCCGGACGAGGUGUACGCUGUAGUGAACACGUGCUGGAAGUGGGUACCACAGGACAGACCCUCCUUCUCACUGUUAGUCGCCCAGUUUGAUGAACUGAGCAAGGUCAAAUAUGCCGGCGUCUUGUAUGACUAAUUAGAAAGUACACAUCACUGCACAAAAAUAGAGAGAAACGGCUUCAUGUUAGGUGUAGAAUCCAUUGUAUCAUAUACUAAGAGUUUCAACUUGCUAAAAGUCGAAUUAGAAGAACAUUUCAAAGAAAAUUUAAGGAAAAGUUGGUGAUUUUUUUUCAUGUUUUAUGGUAUGCUGGGUUGCAUUAACAAUAGUGGUAGACAAUACAUGUACUUGUAUUUAAUUGGCUUAGACAGAAGAGUACAUGGUAGAAAGAAUUGAAUCUGCCAAAAGUGGAGAUAGAAAAAAAAUGUUUUUUUUUCGUAUGUCCAGUCACAGUGGAAGCAUCCAUGUGUAAACCUUUCCAGAUUAAAAAUUUUGAUGUUUUUACAUGUACAUGUAGCUCAGUGGUGCCUUUGAAAGUUUGAUCUCGUCCCAGAGUUGAUAUGUACAAUGUAACAUGUGGUUAUCCUGUAAAAAUUCAUUUACUUUUCGCUGUGGUUUUAUUUUGUAGUUGCAGUAGAAGUAGUUAUCAUGGUGUUUCGAAUUUGCGGUUUAAACAAUUCUGAGGUGUAUACAAGAAAUACAUGUUUUCGGUGUCUUGACUUCAUCGUGGAGAGUUACAUGUACGUGAGUGAUAGGGAUGGUUGACUACAGUAUAUAUACAUGUACUCCACUCACUGUGAAAGGAACUCAAUUUUGAAUUUGAUUGCUCUUUUUCAAACCAACCUUUCAUCAGAGAAUUGUCCUUAAAUGCAGUAAAAGUUCAUUAAUACUACUGUUGUGAAGGGAAACCGCAAUUACUGCUUUUUUGUAUUGUCUGUGUACCACAUGUAUAUGACUGCCUUUUCUACAUUCAAGGUACUGUAUUAAAGGUAUCUGUUUUACAGAAGUUAGAAAAAUUGAGUUGGUAUGGUUACCUUACACCUUGUUGUACACUUCCUUUAACUAAGAAUAGUACAUGUAGUAGUUAGUGCUUGUGUAUAGGAAAAAGUAUGUAAUAUUUGGGUAAAUGUAUACUUGACCUGUACAUAACUACUGGAUAUGUUGUCUUCCCUGGCAAAUGGGAAGGUAGGGAUGGAAUGAAGAUACAUGCUGUAGUUUUAGUUCAGCAUCAAUGAACUAUUAGAUGUUAUUUGAUGUGAAAGGUGCUUGGAAGUACUGAACUUUUUAAGAAACAUCCAUAACUGUUGGUUUCCCCCUUCUUGAUUGGUGUACCACAUUCACAUUGUUAUUUGUGUCAAUAGAUUUGCCUUGUCACAACUGUAUGUGACUGACUGUAGGUUUAUAUGUUGAAAAUGCAAGUUGAGAAGUGUGGAUCUGCCAACAACUUGUGCCACUGUGACCAUAUAUCAUGCACUCCCAUAGUUCUUUGUUCCAAGGUCCUUGUUCAAUUAUGUCUUCUCUUCCCUAUAUAUUAUAUACACGAUAUAGGGAGCAGUUAUAUGUAGUCUUUUGUACCAAAUUUAGGUGAAGAAUGGUGAAAAUGGCUGCCUAUAAAAGGUAAAGAUAGGGUUUUAAUUAGUUAAGCAGGUUGUGGGGUGCUGUAGAGUAAGUUUUGAUCAUGUUAAGAAUUUUAAAUUUGCUGCACCCUCUCAUUUUAUGUCAAACAUACAUGUAAUACUGGUAUGUAUUUUACAACAUGUAUUAAAAGGUAAAAGAAAGGAAACACAGUGAUUCCAAUAUGUUCUUCUUCUACAUGUAUGAUGUCAUGCCUUACUCAACUGUGUUGUGAGGAAUGAUACAAUAAUGUUGGUACAUGUAUAAGCUGACCUUUGUAGUGAUCCCUUCAGCUGUAUGGAAACUAUGAUAAAAGUGGUCCUGCCAUUUGUGGGACAGGUGAAAAUGGACAUUGCUGAAAUGGGACAUUGCUAUCUUGUUCUUGUGAGUACAUGCAAUUUUGUAUUGUUGAAACCAGAAGUGUCUUCUUAAUACUGUAAUUUUUGUGUUGCUUGGAUCAUAGAGCAGCUUAAUGGUGACCUUGAGGGUUUUCUAUAAUAACAACUUGUCAUCAUUUCCAGGGUCUGUAUCAUGUAAUUAUCAACAAUGUACAGCAAAAUGGUCUAAACAUAGAAAAUUUUAACCAAAUCUGGAAUCAAUGAGAUACACAGCGAGGAAAUUUUAUUGGCCAGCCCUGAAUCCAGUUUGACUAGUGUUGCUGAAGCAUUUGUACUUUUGGAAAGAUGUCUGUUUCCUCACAAUUCUGGAGAUUAAUCUGUUGGCUGAUUGAUACAGUACCUAUCUCUACAUUUGUGUAUACCUUGCCAUGGUUGUUGCGCAGUUCCAGUCCAUGCUGUAAGGAGUUUAAAAAAGCAACAUUAGACGAAGGUGACAUAAAUAUAAAUAAGUCUUGAAAAGAUGAUGUCUUCUUCCAACGUUGCUCUGAAUGAACUUAGAUAUUGCCACAUUCCAA
Branchiostoma belcheri (Belcher's lancelet) is the source of this 6041-nucleotide messenger RNA. Its product is annotated as tyrosine-protein kinase JAK2-like. The record is from RefSeq and is a predicted model, not a curated record. Gene Ontology annotation, cellular component: cytosol; cytoskeleton; membrane. Gene Ontology annotation, molecular function: ATP binding; non-membrane spanning protein tyrosine kinase activity; cytokine receptor binding. Bases 215 to 3652 code for a protein of 1145 amino acids. Gene Ontology annotation, biological process: cytokine-mediated signaling pathway; peptidyl-tyrosine phosphorylation; cell differentiation. The transcript is spliced from 18 exons. Lineage: Eukaryota; Metazoa; Chordata; Leptocardii; Amphioxiformes; Branchiostomatidae.